UUUCAGAUAUUUCAUUGUUACAUGCAUUUACCAGUGCUAAUUACUUUACUGACAUUAUUAACAUAUUCCAUUGGUACUCAGUACAAGAUUCGUCUUACAUUCUGUGAUCAAGCGCCCAAUUCAGUUCUUCAAAUUGUCUGCUCACAAUUAAAAAAAUGGGAUACAAUUGUUAGGCAACGUCAUUCCAUUUCUCUCAACGAAUCACGCCCAUUUUGGAGUUCACAAAAAAUUUGGUCAAUCAGUCGAUCUCGAUGGGCAAGUAAUUCUCAAAGUUGGACUAGUUGGUCCUCAUGGACUUUGCCUCAUAGCACGUCAUCACAGGUAGUACAGUAUCCAACAAAUAAUCGCGUUAAAUCGCCGUUCAAUAUUGGCCAUCGUGUUAAAUUACCGUCACUAUCUAGUCUAAUUAGUAACUUUACGGCUGAUACAUACACCUCAAAUGAACCAAAACGAAUGGCACUCGAAAUACAAUAUGAAAUUUCGUCUCUUCCCAAACAAACUAUGCCAAUCCGUAUACGUGAUGGACAAGUGACGAAUGUGAAGACGUAUUCUCCACGUGUGAUUUCAUCGUUAUCAUUGUCGUCGACAUUUGGUCAACGACAACAAAUUUUGAAGAAUGAUUAUUCGAAUCAAAAGUUGCACAUCAAAAAGAUCACAAAUGGUGUGCAAGGACCACCUUCAAUCGAUACCGUUGAGAAAGAUCUGUAUACGAUGGAACAAGAUACGGUUGGGCCACCUGGCCAACAACGACCUAAUAAUUUGAUUCGUAAACAAUUUUCAUUAUCGUCACCGUCUGUAAUUUCAUCCGCACGACCAUCACCGACCAGAAUGUCAGAUAGAUCCAUUGAUUCACCGGUAUUUUCGGUUGAAACACAAGACAGCAGACCCUUUAAGAGAAAUCAAGCAAAUAUGAUGACACCGCCAUCCCACACUUUGACGGUAGAUCAACGAUUGAAAGCUUUGGGAUGCAUGGAUCUCAACUGCUUGUGUCCAUUUUUCAAUGGUUCAUUGAGAAAUUUGAAAUGUUUUCUAUCAAAUGGGAAAGAACUUUCGAUGGCUGUUCGUAAAGAGUAUAGACAACUAAGUACAGAAGAAAGAGAACGAUUUCAUAGUGCUUUGGAUCAACUAAAACAAAGUGGUGAUUAUGAUCAAAUUGCACAAUGGCAUUCGAAUCCAGCAUUAAGUGGUGGUGCACAUUCUGGGCCUGCUUUUUUACCUUGGCAUAGAGAGUACAUCAAAAGACUGGAAAUUGCUCUUCGACUCAUCGAUCCGGACAUAUCGUUGCCGUAUUGGGAUUCAACGCUUGAAAAUGCGAUUCCAGAAAGCACAGAUACAAUAUUGUUUAGCAAAGAACUGAUGGGAGAGAAUGAUAAAUAUGGUAAUAUAAUUAAUGGUUUUAUAUCUCAUUGGACAACUCCUGAGGGAAGGCAUAUAACUAGACAUCUUGGGCAGGAAGGACGUCCUCUGAACGAAGAUGACAUUCAAGCUGUAAUGAGACACUCAGAUGUAAUCGGUGUACUCGCUUAUACAGCUCCUCAACCGGGAUGCAGGUACCCAACAGAUUGGACAUCACUCGAAUAUAGCCAUGCAAAUGCGCUUGUCUGGGUCGGUGGUGAUAUGUUCCAUCAAACAACCUCUGCAAAUGAUCCAUUAUUCUUCCUCCAUCACGUUUUUGUGGAUAGUAUUUGGGAGUACUGGCGACAACAUCGACAAAGUCGAGAUGCACGGUCGAAAAGUUAUCCGCCAGAUUUGUCUGAAUGCAGUGGCGAAAAUCAUUUUGCGCAAAAUCCUAUGCGACCGUUUGAGCCGCUCAGGAAUAUUGACGGAAUCGGCAAUGGUUACAAUGAAAGACUAUAUCGAUAUGCACCACGACCCGCAUGCCCUAGAGGUCAGGAUCAGGAAUGUGGAAGCGAAUUCCUAUUCUGUGAUCUAUCGCAUGGAUACGCUCGUUGUUCCACAAAAAUACGUCUGGGCGGCAAUUGCAACAGUUAUACACAUCAGGAGAACUCGUGCUACAGUGGUUUUUGUCUGUCCGGAAGAUGUACUAAAAACGCAUCGACAGACCACAAUGAUGGAAAACAAAUCAGAAGCAUAGAACUCUCAGUAGCGCUAAUUAGUUCAACGGCAACAACAAAUAUUGCAAAGGAGCAAUGUUAUAAUAGUCAUGAAUGUUGUUCAAUUUGGGCCAGUAGAGGUGAAUGCAAAACAAAUGAGGAAAUGAUGCUGAAUUGGUGUCCUGUAUCCUGUCAUAAAUGUAUUGCUCAAUAUAACACUGCUUCUGAUUGUUCAGACCGACAUUUACAAUGUCCGGUAUGGGCUACUCAAGGCGAAUGUCAGAAAAAUCAAUUAUGGAUGGCUGAAAAUUGCAGGUUGAGCUGUCGACGAUGUAACAAAUUGCGAGUGGACAUUUGUGAAAUAAUGACAGACACAAGCAGUCGUGGAUAA
This is a messenger RNA of Loa loa (African eye worm), 2445 nucleotides long. RefSeq lists its product as hypothetical. Bases 22 to 2445 code for a protein of 807 amino acids. The record is from RefSeq and is a predicted model, not a curated record. NCBI's taxonomy places the organism in Eukaryota, Metazoa, Nematoda, Chromadorea, Rhabditida, Onchocercidae. Gene Ontology annotation, molecular function: oxidoreductase activity. The transcript is spliced from 13 exons.